Molecule: messenger RNA, 807 nt
Organism: Tremella mesenterica DSM 1558
Lineage: Eukaryota; Fungi; Basidiomycota; Tremellomycetes; Tremellales; Tremellaceae
Exons: 5
Coding region: 1-807 (268 amino acids)
Cellular component (GO): cytoplasm
Source: RefSeq, a predicted model, not a curated record
AUGCGCAGACGAGUGGUCAUCAUAGGUAUAGGUGGAGCAAGCUGCUCGGGCAAGACACUCUUGGCCAAACACAUACGAUCCGUUCUACCUCCAGGUUCGACCAUUGUACAUCAAGAUGACUUCGUGCCCCCGAUAGAUCAAGUCCCAUACUCUGAUCGUUAUCCAGAUUUGCAAGAUUGGGAUGAUCCCCCUACCUGCGUCAUCUGGCCCGACUUUCGAGCUUGUCUAAAGCAUGUGCGCCGAAAAGGUGUCUUACCCGACCAUCAUUCCUCUCAUGAUCAUCUGAAUAAACAAGUGGAAAUACCGCUGGAUCCCCAAGCUGUCGAUAGGUUCAGGAUAGAGUUUCAACGGUUCAACGCGGAGAUGAAUGCGGAAGGGACGGAACUUGUGUGGUUUUUGGUAGAUGGCUUUGUGUUGUAUUGGGAUAGAAUCCAGGAAGUGAUCGAUCAGAUGGACGUUAGAAUUCUCUUAAAGGUACCUCACGAUCUUCUCAAACAACGUAGAGAAGAGAGGCAAGUCUACGUGUUACAAAAUCCCGAUGAUGCUGCAGGUGGAGGAGUGUGGGUCGACCCACCAAAUUAUUUUGACAAGAUCGUUUACCCGGCCUAUGUCAAAGCUCACGAUGGUUUAUUCGAUGGAGGUGUAGAAACGGAAACGUUGAAGAGAGAAUGGGAGGAUAGGUUGUUCAUCUCUUCUCCUAGUGACGGUGCGGAAGAGAUGGUAAAAUGUUUCACGGAAUGCUGUGAGGAGAUUAUCAGACAAUGUAGGGAAGGUGCCGGCGCAUUCUUACUACCAUACAAAUCGUAA